Molecule: messenger RNA, 1245 nt
Organism: Danaus chrysippus (African queen)
Lineage: Eukaryota; Metazoa; Arthropoda; Insecta; Lepidoptera; Nymphalidae
Source: the annotation of a GenBank genome assembly
AUGCCGUACAGAGUAGCAGUGAGAAGUUUUAAAACUUUGAGUUAUAUUGGAAGUUAUAAAAAAAUGAGAGAUCGACCAUUAGCUUUCUACUGCGCAGCAAUACUUGGUGCUGGGUAUGCAGCAUACAGCCAACAUAAACAAAACAAAGCAGAAAUGAAAGAAAUAAUACAACUUAAAAAUUAUAUGGCUGAACCCAUCACACCAAUUAGUGAGUUAGAAAAGAACCAAGAUGAUAUGAAAACACAGAUGGAAUUGCUUAUCAUGAGAAUACAGGCGGAGUUCUGCAGGGCCUUGGAGAAAGAAGAGGAUGAGGCUUGGGAAGAUGAAAAAACCCCCGAUGACUUUGAUUUUGACAACGAUGUAUUCUUACCUUCUCCGGAAUCAAAGUUCAAAGUGGACCGUUGGAAACGUAAGGAGGGUGGCGGAGGCAUCACGUGCGUGUUACAAGACGGCCGCGUGUUCGAGAAGGCCGGGGUUAAUAUAUCAGUGGUGUCGGGGAUCCUACCGCCGCCCGCCGUGCAGCAGAUGAAGACCAGGGGGAAGAACUUCGAGAACAAGGAGCUGCCGUUCUUCGCGGCGGGAGUGAGCGCCGUCAUCCACCCACGGAACCCGAUGGUCCCCACCAUACACUUCAACUACAGAUACUUUGAGGUCCAGGAUAAAAACGAGGUCCACUGGUGGUUCGGCGGCGGCACGGACCUCACCCCCUACUACCUGAACGAGGAGGACGCGGUCCACUUCCACCGGACCCUCAAACAGGCGUGCGACGAACACGACCCUACAUAUUACGACAAGUUCAAGAAGUGGUGUGACGACUACUUCUUCAUAAGUCACCGCGGCGAGCGUCGCGGCGUGGGCGGGAUCUUCUUCGACGACGUGGACUACCCCGACCAGCAGAGCGCCUUCAAAUUUGUGACCUCCUGCGCCGAGGCUGUCAUACCCAGCUACAUACCCCUCGUUCAGAAGCACGCGGACGCGGGGUACGGGUACCACGAGCGUCAGUGGCAGCUGCUCCGCCGAGGACGCUACGUAGAGUUCAACCUCAUCUAUGACCGAGGGACCAAGUUCGGUCUCCACACGCCCGGCGCUCGAUACGAGUCUAUACUCAUGUCGCUACCCUUGAACGCGAAGUGGGAGUACAUGCACGACCCCAAACCGAACUCACCGGAAGAAAAACUCAUGAAAGUUCUCAAAGAACCGAGAGAUUGGUUGAAUGUUCAGCAGGCGAAGAGCACUUCCACAUGA